This is a messenger RNA of Nicotiana tabacum (common tobacco), 408 nucleotides long. Lineage: Eukaryota; Viridiplantae; Streptophyta; Magnoliopsida; Solanales; Solanaceae. The record is from RefSeq and is a predicted model, not a curated record.
AUGUUUGCUGCUCGGAAUUCCGAUAAAAUACCGGACUGGUUAAGAAAAGAUAUUUGGGAUAAACUUCUUGAGAAAUUGAAUACUGCAGAAUGGAAGGCAAAGAGUGAACAAGCAAAGACAAACUGUGCCUCUAGUAAAGGUGGCUCGUUGUACACAGGAGGUUCGAUUACUUUUACGGCCCAUAAACUAAGAUUGGAAAAGGAAAGAGGGCGAGAUAUGAGUCACGAUGAGGUCUUCGAGGAGUUGCAUAAGAAAAAGAAAAAGGAUGGUACAAGAGAACACUGGGUGGAGACGCAUUAUCAUAAAAGGUUGGAAGAAUGCCAACAAACUCAGCCUCCUUCAACUCAACCAACACCUGAUGAUAUGGCUUCAUUGUGGACAGAGGCAGCGGGUGGAGUAAACAAAUGA